UGCUGCUCCUUAGCCUCCCCAGCCUGUAACUCCACUCCAGAAGGAUCUGGAUUCGCAGCAGCCGCCCUGCCAUCCAAACUACUAACCGUGCUAGGGAGCUGGGCGCUGCCGGGCUUCCUGCUGAGAUCACUUUCGGUUUUUGUUUUCUGGAAACCUGACGCGGCGCGGCCAGGGCAGCAGGACUUCCCGACUGGACCCGGAAGGCAGCUCCGGGCAGGAUCCAGGAUCUCCUUCAGUGAUUCCUGGCCGCUUUAGGGAACCGGGGAGACAAGUGACAGCCUGGCAUCCAGGAUGUUCACUGUGACCAAGGCCUUGGAAAAGGCUCUUCUCCAGCACUUCAUAUACAGGAAGCUGGACAUUGCAUAUGCCAUCAACAAGCCAUUCCCCUUCUUCGAAGCCCUCCGAGACAACUCCUUCAUCACUGACAGAGUAUACAAGGAAUCUCUGGAGGCCUGUCAAAAUCUGGUCCCUGUAUCCAAAGUAGUGCACAAUGUCCUCACUAGUCUGGAACGGACUUUCUGCUCAUCGAUGCUGGUUACACUGUUCAGCCCGGUCAACCUACAUGAAUACCCCAGCCUGUCGGCAAUUUCCAGAAGCUUCAAAAACGUUGUUACUGCCUAUGGAGGGAAUAAGAGAACUGCACAGACUGUACUCAAAGCCUCAACUAACCCAGCGGAAGGGCGCUCCUUCCAGACUCUGCAGCCACUGCCCCCACCCCAACCAUCUUCACCAAGUCAUCUAUCCUCGGCACCAAGAGUCUACGAGCCCCGAGCACUCUCACAGCACAUCAUUGAGAUCCUGGAUGAGCAGCCCAGCCCUUCUCACCCAGCUGUGCCUCCUGCUGGCUUCACUCAGGAAGGAAAGACUACUCCAGCUGCCAGUAACAACUCAGCAGCUACAACUGAUAAAGAAGAAGACUUGGAAAGGAUGUCCAGCGUUUCCCCUGACACUGUGCAAAUGAUCAAAGACAGCUUAACACUCGAGACUAAGGAAGAAGAAGACUCUGGAGGGAAGCCUUUGGGUUCCCCUAGCACUGUGCAAGUGGUAAAAGAUGAUUCUCCAGCACCAAACGACCAGGAAAUGCCCCAGAAAGCACCCAGCACACCUGCAAACAAGAAAGCAAAGAAAAGGAAAGGAUACAUCUGGUCAGCUCCCAAAAGAAGGUGUUCAAAAAAAAGACUCCCACAAGGGGUGGCCUCACCUGGACAUGGAGUCCAAAAGAAGCCCAAAGUGGUGGGUCAGAGGACUCAGAGGAAGAAUGAGUCAACCAGGAACUUGGAGAUGGUGACCAGGGCUCAGAAGGCAAGGACUGAACGUGCUCAGACAUCCAGAUCACAGGAGAUCAGCAAUGGGGCUUCAAAAACAAAUGGAAGAAAGAGGCCUCAGAAGAUGCCCAGCAAACCACCAAGAACCACACAAGGAAAGCCCAAGGAUGACAGUGAAGAUUUUCUCUCUCCUACACUUCCUGUGACCUGUGGUAAGGCCAAAGGGAUUUUGUUCAAGGAGAAAAUGAAACAAGGAGCCUCAGAAAAAUGCAUUCAGAAUGAGGCAGGGGAUUGGUUCACUCCAAAGGAAUUUUUAAUUGAAGGAGAGAGGGCCAAGUCAAAAGACUGGAAGAAGACUAUAUGGUGCAAGGCAAAGACAUUAAGAUUCCUGGAGAAGAAAGGACUUUUGCUCUGCACCUCCAACAAUAACUUCAAGAAAAGGGUGACUAGCAGAUAAACUCCUGACACACGCUCAGCUUCUGUGUCACAGGUGCUUGGUGUCUGACCUUUGCCUGAGUGUCCCAGCUCUAAAACCCUUUCUGUUUGGGCAAAGCAACUCAUCACCACUGGCCCAGCACUGGGGCACAUGCUCACAAUACCUUUGUUCACAGCUGAUUUGCAAUGGAAAAGUACAUGAAUCUUGGAAAUUAAAGACAAAGCUGUUGGUGUCUGUGUGCCUUAGAAAAUAGCCUUGAUAUUAGGAUGAGUACAAACUAAAGAUGCUAGAAAGAAAGGCUUUAAAAGCAAAUCCAAUACCAAGUGCUGCUCGGUGCCACAUGCUUAUUGCUUAUAGCACUGACGUCAAGUACAGUAAUCCAAAGGAGCCUUGUCUGCAGUGCUUUCCUCCCACUCCAGGGCAAAUGGCAAUCACCUGUCAGCUGCACUAACCUGUCUCCAGAUUAGAGUUCUCACCUUGGUCUCACCAUGAGCUCCUUCUGGAUG
Messenger RNA from Onychomys torridus (southern grasshopper mouse), 2207 nucleotides. RefSeq names its product SP110 nuclear body protein (gene Sp110). Gene Ontology annotation, molecular function: DNA binding; DNA-binding transcription factor activity, RNA polymerase II-specific. Gene Ontology annotation, biological process: regulation of transcription by RNA polymerase II. The record is from RefSeq and is a predicted model, not a curated record. Lineage: Eukaryota; Metazoa; Chordata; Mammalia; Rodentia; Cricetidae. The coding region runs from base 292 to 1722 and encodes 476 amino acids. The transcript is spliced from 13 exons. Gene Ontology annotation, cellular component: nucleus.